UCUCUCUCUCUCUCUCUCUCUCUCUCUCCAUAUUCUCCAAUGGCUUCCUCUCUUCAUCCUCUUCUUCUUAUCUCAGUCUCAUGGAUCUCCCUCCUGGCUCUGGUAAUAUCACCAGCACAGGCAGCCACCUGCAGCUCACAGACAUUCAAGAACAACAAGCUCUACGCCAACUGCAGCGACCUCCCCUUCCUCAGCUCCUACCUCCACUGGACCUACAAUGCCUCCAACUCCUCUCUCUCCAUCGCCUUCGUGGCGACGCCGUCCAAAUCUGAAGGCUGGGUGGCGUGGGCCAUCAACCCCACCGCGACCAAGAUGUCUGGGGCCCAGACCCUCCUGGCCUACAAAACCGAGGAUGGAGCCCCAGUCGUCAAAACAUUCGACAUCACCUCGUACAGCUCCAUUGUGCCGGGAAAACUCGCCUUCGACGUAUGGGACGUCAGCGCGGAGUUCUCCAAAGGCACGUUCACGAUAUUUGCCGUCGUCAAGGUCCCGAAAGACGCAGCGUCCGUAAACCAGGUCUGGCAGUUGGGCCCCGCCAUCAACAAGACCUCCGGCUUCCCCGUGAAGCAUGACUUCGCCCCACCCAAUCUCCAGUCGUUUAGCACCUUGUACUUGGUGGCCAAUUCCACCACGGGCACUCCCGCUGGUGCUAAUUCCACCACGGGCACUCCCACUGGUGCUAAUUCCACCACCAACAGCAUUGGUGGUGGUGUUAGCGGAGCUUUGAGGAUUGGGAGUGGAGGAAACAUGGGUUUGUUGUCUGUUUCGGUUUUGGUUCUUGGAGCUCUCAUUGCUUUCUAAAUUUAGUAUUUCGGGUCGGGUUUUUAUUCUUUCUUAAUAUUGUGAUUGAUUGUAUCGAAGUGAGAGAUGGAGGUCUCAGCACGUUUAAGUGAAAUAAUAUUUAUUUGCUAUAU
Messenger RNA from Prunus mume (Japanese apricot), 914 nucleotides. RefSeq names its product auxin-induced in root cultures-like protein (gene AIR12). Lineage: Eukaryota; Viridiplantae; Streptophyta; Magnoliopsida; Rosales; Rosaceae. The record is from RefSeq and is a predicted model, not a curated record.